AUGGUUGCCUUGGAGCUUUUGCGCGUAUCCGCGUACUGCCCACCCAAUCGCCGCGAAGAAUCGUACUCACUCUUGGACGCUUCGCUCUCUCGCGUGAGAUUCGAGUGCUACAAGGAUGUCGUCCUCCUUGGCGACUUCAACUCCCAUAUUGACUGGUGGAGCCGCCAAGAACCUUAUCCUAGCGACCUCACCGAUGAUAUCCUCCUUGACGUCACAUCUGCUGUGGGCCUCCAACAGGUGUGCCGCUCUGCCACCUACCAAGCCCAGCUUGCGCAGGGCCGUGCCUUAUCAUUUCUCGAUCUGGUUUUCACCACAGACAUCACUCGGAUGCUCUCCUGUGACGUGUAUCCUGGCCUGUCCAAGAGCGACCACCAAGCGAUAGAGGUUGAGUAUGCCACUUGUCUCCCUCGAAAAGGCCGGUUCGCACGGACUCUGUGGAACUUUUAUCGGACCGACCAUGCCCAUAUGGCUAAGUUAGCCCAUCUUGCACCCUGGUGUCUUACCACUGGGGACGAUUGCGCUGACAACUACGAACUCUGGUGCGACUUUGUUGGCGCCAUCCAGAAAGAAUGCGUGCCCUGCUCGCGUAAUUCCACGCGAAGGAAGAGGUCCCCUUGGAUCACUCCUGAAAUCAGGAAAAUGGCUGGCCAGAAACGAGCCCUCUUCAAACGUGCCGCUCGUACACAGUGCCAGAUUUCACUUCAGAGUGCUAAAGAUUUGCAGCGCUCAAUCAAGUCUGCCAUCUCUCGUGCUCACAGUGCUUACGCCCACACCAUCUCUAUGAAGGCAAAAAAGGACCCUAAGCUGUUCUGGCAGUAUUUCAAUGGGCUUCAGUCUAGCCGACAGCGUCCCUGUUUCUCCAGAGACCAUCACCCCAUCACGUCCCCCAGGGACGUAGCCCAACUCUUCGCUUCACAGUUCUCCUCUGCUUUCAGCCACAACUCCUCUACUCCAGAUCCCGACCUUCUUGUGCAGACUAUCGAAGCUUCCACCUCCCAACCUGUAACCUGCCUUCCAAAUUUGUGCUUGUCUCUCGACGACCUGCAUGAAGCUGCCCGACUGAUCCGGCCCUCCCACUGUGCUGGGCCUGACCUGCUCGCCCCUACUUUCAUCAAGUCCCUAUUCCCUUACCUUUCUUUCUCCUUGCUCUCACUUUUCCAAUCCUUUCUCGACCACUCCUACGUGCCCUCCACGUGGAAGAAGGCCCUUGUGACACCAGUUCACAAGGCAUGGUUUUAG
Ixodes scapularis (black-legged tick) is the source of this 1239-nucleotide messenger RNA. RefSeq lists its product as uncharacterized. The transcript is spliced from 3 exons. The record is from RefSeq and is a predicted model, not a curated record. Gene Ontology annotation, molecular function: catalytic activity. Bases 1 to 1239 code for a protein of 412 amino acids. Lineage: Eukaryota; Metazoa; Arthropoda; Arachnida; Ixodida; Ixodidae.